Molecule: messenger RNA, 2604 nt
Organism: Cuscuta campestris
Lineage: Eukaryota; Viridiplantae; Streptophyta; Magnoliopsida; Solanales; Convolvulaceae
Source: the annotation of a GenBank genome assembly
CCCACACUCCAACAAUUAUACUCGGUAUUAUAUCUACUACAUAUCAUAAUACUUCUAUAAAUAAGAACAUACUCGGUAACAAAAAGAGAUAAUAAAAGAGAUGGGCUACCGAGUAAUAUGUGCCAUUGUUAUGCAUAUUUUCUUCAUGAUAAUAUUGUCACAUGUUCAUUCCACCCCACCAAAAGACCCCAUCAAAUGCACCAAUCACACAACUAAUAUAAAUUGCACCCUCACUAACUCCUACGGUACUUUCCCAGAUCGUACAAUCUGCCGCGCAGCCAAAGCUGUUUAUCCCAGAACGGAGGAGGAGCUGGUUGCCGUCAUCGCUGCAGCCACCAAGGAGAACCAGAAGAUGAAAGCCGCCACCCGGUUCUCCAGCAGCAUCACCAAGCUGGCGUGCCCUGGCGGCGGCGGUAGCGGUCUGAUCAUCAGCACAAUGCACCUGAACCGCACAUUGAAAGUCGACAACCGGAGCAUGACGGCGACGGUGGAGAGUGGAGUGAGUCUCCGACAACUGAUCGACGACGCGGCGGAGGCAGGGAUGGCGUUGCCGUACACGCCGUACUGGUGGGGGUUGACGGUGGGAGGGAUGAUGGCCACGGGAGCUCAUGGGAGCUCGUUGUGGCGCUCGGCAGGGACCGCCGUUCAUGAUUUCGUUGUCCGGGUUCGGAUUGUGACUCCGGCGUCGCCGGAGGAGGGCUAUGCCGCCGUCCGGCAACUUGAAGAAGAUAACCCGGAGAUCAAUGCAGCUAGGGUGACCCUGAAAUUGGAACCGAUGUUUAAACGGGCAAUGACGUACGCUGAGGAGGAUGACGGAGACUUGGGGGAGGACGCGACCGUGUUUGGUUCCCAACACGAAUUUGGAGACAUGGCUUGGUUUCCUAGCCAAAGAAGAGUUGUGAAGCGCAUUGAUAAUAGGGUCAAGACAAACGCGCCCUCUAAAGGUCUCAAUAAUUUCUUGGGAUUUCGACCCAUUCCUUCACUUGUGUUAGGCCUCGUGAGAACUGCAGAGGAAAGUAUGGAAGCACUCAAUUAUGCGAACGGGAAGUGCAUACUUGCAGAUGCAUCCAAGUUCAUCUUAAAAGCUGCUGGAUAUGGAUUUACUAACAAUGGUGUCAUCUUUACUGGGUACCCUAUAAUUGGAUACCAAAAUCGGCUUCAAUCAUCUGGAACUUGUCUUGACAGCUUAAACAAUGGAUUGCUAACAACUUGUCCAUGGGACCCUAGAGUUAAGGGGUUAUUCUUUCACCAAACAACAUUUAGCAUUAGUCUCUCCAAGGUGAAAGGUUUUAUAGAAGAGGUACAAAACUUGGUGAAUUUGGACCCAAAAGCGUUGUGCGGUGUGGGGUUGUACGAUGGCAUACUCAUGAGAUAUGUCACAUCCUCGAGUGCAUAUUUAGGGAAACAAGACGACUCAAUAGACUUCGACAUUACCUACUACCGGAGCAAAGACCCAACAACUCCUAGACUUUAUCAAGACUUCCUAGAAGAAAUUGAACAGCUCGCAGUUUUCAAGUACGGGGCCUUGCCACAUUGGGGGAAGAACAGAAAUGUGGCCUUCUUAGGGGCAAUAAAAAAGUAUGCAAAGUUUGAUGAGUUCUUGAAAGUUAAGGACAAGUAUGACCCUAAAGGAUUGUUCUCAAGUGGUUGGACGGAUCAAGUUUUAGGUCUUAGGAAAGGAUUGGUGAUUGCAAAGGAUGGUUGUGCUUUGGAAGGAUUGUGUAUUUGCUCACAAGACUCUCAUUGUGCUCCAAGCAAAGGGUAUUAUUGUCAACCAGGAAAAGUGUACAAGGAUGCUAUGGACGAGAAGACUUAUACACUCUACAGAACGGCAUACUUGCGAUUAGGCAGCUCACGUACAACACCUGCACAAGCAUGUUUGAAGAGUACAUCCACAUCGACAACUCUACAGAAAAAGUCCAUUUUCACAGGUUUUCAACGACAGCCGAUUUUCGUUAGGGUUUUCUACUGCAAGAUGAGUUCAAGCGGAGGCAAAGGAACCGCCGGCUCCGGCAGAGGCAAGCCGAAGGCUUCGAAGUCUGUGUCCCGAUCAUCGAAGGCCGGCCUCCAGUUCCCCGUCGGUAGGGUUGCCCGAUUCCUCAAAUCUGGAAAGUAUGCCGAGCGAGUCGGCGCCGGCGCUCCGGUUUAUCUCUGCGCCGUUCUGGAGUAUCUCGCCGCCGAGGUUUUGGAAUUGGCUGGGAAUGCGGCAAGGGACAACAAGAAGACUCGGAUUGUCCCGAGGCACAUUCAGCUGGCAGUGAGGAACGAUGAAGAACUGAGCAAGCUUCUGGGGAACGUGACGAUCGCCAAUGGAGGUGUGUUGCCAAACAUCCAUCAGACUCUGUUGCCUAAGAAGACUGGUGCCAAGGGAGAAAUCGGAUCUUUGUCUCAGGAGUUUUAGGGUUUUUCCCGAUCUAUAUUUAUGUAAAAUAGAGAUUAUGUUCUUUCUUGCUCUGCUGUUUCAUCUUCUUCGCCUGUUUCUGCAAUUACAAGCCAAUGGAAUUUGCUGUUUUGGUUACAAAUGUUAUGAAUCCAUUGAUGCUAUGUGAAAUUGAGAUAAUCUUAUAUCUUCUGCUGUGUUGAAUUGCGCAUGAAUUGAUUUGA